Fusarium tjaetaba is the source of this 1611-nucleotide messenger RNA. RefSeq names its product GNT1 alphan-acetylglucosamine transferase. Gene Ontology annotation, molecular function: glycosyltransferase activity. The transcript is spliced from 4 exons. The record is from RefSeq and is a predicted model, not a curated record. The coding region runs from base 1 to 1611 and encodes 536 amino acids. NCBI's taxonomy places the organism in Eukaryota, Fungi, Ascomycota, Sordariomycetes, Hypocreales, Nectriaceae.
AUGUCGUCAAAGCGGCAUCGCGUUGUUUUCGUCGCAGCUCUUACUACACUAUUUUUCUUCUACCUCCAAAGCCAAACAGGCCGAACAUCAUCAUCAUGGUUAUCACAUCCCGAAAAAGACGUUGACUGGUCGCAUUUCGCGUACACACAAUAUGUCACCAACAGCCAGUAUUUGUGUAACUCACUUAUGUUCUUUGAAGCUUUGAAGCGUCAUGGAAGCCGACCUGAUCGUGUUAUGAUGGUCCCUGAAAGCAUGCUCGAGCCAGAGAUGGUCAACUCAAGUGAUGCGUAUCUGUUGAACAAAGCGCGCGAUGAGUACAACGUCAAGCUUGUUCCGAUUACCAUUCAGACUAACUGGGCGGGUGAUGCUACGUGGGCAGACUCAUACACCAAGCUUCUGGCAUUUAACCAGACGAAUUACGAUCGUGUGCUGUCCAUAGACUCAGAUUCUCUCCUCUUACAAGCCAUGGACGAACUGUUCUUCCUGCCAGAUGCACCUGUGGCGAUGCCUCGAGCAUACUGGAUAUCACCAGAGAAGAUCCUUUCAUCACAACUCAUGCUCAUCCAGCCUUCAGAGGUAGAGUUCUCCCGCAUCAUGGAAAGAGUACAGUCCGUAAAGUCUGGCGAGUACGACAUGGAAAUUAUCAACCAGCUGUAUGGCGAUAGCGCCUUGAUCUUUCCCCACCGCCGCUAUGAUCUCCUCAGUGGGGAAUUCCGUAACGACAAGCAUGCGCACUACCUUGGUUCAGAGCUUGAAACUUGGGACCCUGCUGCGGCGUAUAGCGAGGCCAAGCUAAUUCACUUUUCGGAUUGGCCGCUGCCAAAACCUUGGAAGCUUAUGCUUGAGGACGAUAGACUUGCGGCACAACCAAAUUGUACACAAAGAACAAGCGGCGAAGAGGAUUGUACUGCAAGGAUAAUUUGGAACUCGUUAUAUACUGACUUUAGAGAGAAGAGAAAGAAUUUGAGAGAUCCAGAGAGCGGAAAUCUGAAUGGUGAUUUGUUCAGUAACCGGGAUAUCGCACAUAACGAAUACAUCAUGAAUACCUUCAAAAACAUCACCCAGAAACUCAAGGAGCUUCGAAAACCCCCCCAACCCAGAGCUGUGGACCGCUGUAGCAACAGGAUUGUAGAUGUCGUGACGGAAAGCUUUUGGCCUAACAUCCGGAAGCACAUCCUCGCCGACGAUCCGAACGCUACACCGAUCAAAGCCCUCUGUCCCGUGUGCUGGGACGAACUACACGUAACGUGUAUCUCCUCCCCCGAUGACAAAUUCAAAACCGGUCUUGUUGCGCCUUGCGGCCACAUCAUGUGCCCUGCAUGCUGGCCACGCAAGAUUUCUGACCUAUCACACACUCUCUUUGAAGAGUGCCGCAAGUGCCCUGUCUGCCAGACUCUACUCGAAUGUUUCAUCUGCCAUAAGGCUUGCGACAAGGUGGCAAUUCCCAGGUUUGGUGGGAGGGCUAGUAUCGAGUCUUUUCGUGAGACAGCCCCGGAGUGCGAACGGGAGUACCGCCCUUACUGUAAGGACUGUGCUAAGCCUUACCAUCAGAAAGGAGAUGGUUUUUGGUUUGACGGCCCCGAGGAUCGGGGAAGCAUGAAUCGCUCUUGA